UAACAAAUUUGACGUAGAAACCAACAUGCGUAKGAAGGCCAGGGCGCUCAUUUCCAAGAUGGCUUCCUYRGCGGAGCAAAUCAAGARUCUUUCUUGUCCAGAACCAACGAAUUUUGACCCAGAAGAAGACGAUUUUGACACUACAAGAGCUACACUUGUAAACAAAUAUAAUCAGGGCGAUGAAGAAGACCARAGUUUCGGUUCCGGUGCGUUAAGGAAGAAGGCAGUUUCACUUUUGUCAGAUGAGGACCAGAAGUAUGAAGGUCGUACUGUUUCGAGAAGUGAUUUGGCGAUAAUGCGAGGAGAUUUCAUGGAUAGUGAUGAUUCGGCGGAUGAAUUGGAUGAUGAAGACGAGGAUGGUGAUGAAGAAAAAUAUUAUUCUGAAUCAUCUAAAAUUGUGGUGGAGAAUGAAGAACAAUCUACAUCUGAGCAUUCAGACAUUGAAGAUGAUGCUGAUGAUAGUGAUGCAAGUGAUGAUGAUGAUGAUGAUGAUGAUGACAAUGAUGGUGGUGACAUGCUUAGCAAUACACUUGGAGACAAUAGUGACAAUAAAACAGCAGGAAUCAGCAGUUUUUCUGCUUCAAAAACAGAAGAUGAAAUAGAAAAAGGAACUGCAGUCAAGCAUCAGUUGAAUCUCUGGGACAGUUUCCUGGAAUAUCGCAUAAGRCUACAAAAGGCACUGCUUCUUACCAACAAGCUACCUCAACAUGAUGUCAGUAAAACAUUUGCUUGUUCUAGUGAUGGUAACAUGAAACCAGAGACACAAAAAGGUCAAAAAGCAUUAACCAACCUACUGUACAAACUCCUCAUUAUACAAGAAAAACUAUUGGAACGAAACCCAGAAACUAGAAAAACACUUUAUCCUGGCACUAAUAAUGGYAUCAAGAAAGAUGACGACGAUGAAGAGAUACCUAGUGACAGUGAGAAUGAGGAAAAAGAAGAUGACACUGCGCAACCUGAAGGAGAGAAUAGUUUGAAGUUACCAGAAAAAAGAAAAGGAGUCUUUUCUCAGGAAGAGUUCAGCGAAUGUAUAUCAAAACGACAUGCAUCUUUUCAAGAUGUCCGUGAUACAGUCAUUUCAAAAUGGAGUGAGAAAACAAGGUUUGCRUCAGGAAAACUWGAGAGCAAGUCAUUCAGCUCAUUUGACAGAUCAGCAUUGUCUCAGAUCAAGCAGGUUUUAAGUGAUAAACAAAGGCUGAUAAAAAGAUCCCAACUUAAACGAAGUUCAUAUAAGGUUUUGGGGAAACAUGAAAAAGAAAAAUCCAGUGAUACUGAACAAGAGGAAGAAGCCAAUGCACACCUUAAAGACUAUGACAAAGAAAUAUUUGAUGACGAUGACUUCUAUCAUCAGCUUUUACGUGAAUUAAUUGAAAGACUAACAGCUUCCAAUGCAGAUGAUCCUAUUGAAAUGGGAAGACAGUGGCUUGAACUACAAAAAUUAAGACGUAAAAUAAAGAAGAAAGURGACACUAAAGCAAGUAAAGGACGGAAAUUGAGAUAUAAUGUCUURAGUAAACUGGUCAGCUACAUGCCACCAAUAGAGAGAGGGUCCAUGCCAGACUCCUCAAGAAAUGAGUUAUUUUCGUCAUUAUUUGGCCAAACCAAAGUACAACCAGAAAUAUGUGAUAUUGAUGUAUUUAGGUGACKGGAAAACAAAAUACGAACUUAAAUUAAAAAUUAAAAUGCAUUUUUUCAAUUGA
This is a messenger RNA of Exaiptasia diaphana, 1700 nucleotides long. Its product is annotated as protein AATF. Gene Ontology annotation, cellular component: nucleus; nucleolus. Bases 26 to 1645 code for a protein of 539 amino acids. The transcript is spliced from 12 exons. The record is from RefSeq and is a predicted model, not a curated record. NCBI's taxonomy places the organism in Eukaryota, Metazoa, Cnidaria, Anthozoa, Actiniaria, Aiptasiidae.